AUCAAUCUCAGUCCAUCAAAUUUGUAUUCCGCCAAGAUAGGCCUAAGGACCAUUGGAGUUUGACAUAGACAACUACACUGGGGGCUUGCCAAAAUUGAAGUACUACCCAUAUGCAUGGACAAAGACAGCCAGCAUUAUAUUUUUGGAUGCACCAGUUGGGACAGGUUUCUCUUAUGCCAGAACUCAAGAAGGAUGGUCCACUUCAGACUCAAAAUCAGCAGAGCAAUCUUACCAAUUUCUGAGGAAGUGGUUGCUAGAAAACCCACAGUAUUUGCUAGUUCAGCUGUUUAUUGGUGGUGAUUCUUACUCAGGCAUUACUGUUCCAUUGGUCACUCAAAAAGUGGUUGAAGGUAAUGAAGCAAAAGUCUAUCCAUACCUGAAUCUCAAGGGAUAUCUGCUUGGCAGCCCCCAUACAGAUUCAGUUAUAGAUGAAAAUUCGAAAAUAAUAUUUGCUUACAGAAUGGCCCUAAUUUCAAAGAAACAAUAUCAUAAUCUUAAAAAGAGCUGCAAUGAGAUGUAUGUGAAUGUAGAUCCAUCCAACACAGCAUGUGUAGCUGCCCUUCAAACUUAUGAAAUGUGUGUUAAAGAUCUGUAUAAAGGUGAUAUCUUGGAGCCUAAAUGUCUUUUUGUAUCCCCGGAAGCAAAUCGAAGAUCCAUGAAAGAAAAAUCUACAAAUUUCAUCCUUUCACCACCAAGAAUUCCCGAAUUGUGGUGUCGAACUUUUAAUUAUGCGAUGUCUUAUGUGUGGGCAAAUAAUAUGGAAGUGCAAGAUGCCUUACACGUUAGAAAGGGGCUAGUGCCAUACUGGUCAAGGUGCAAUAGAACUUUAUCAUACACAAAAAAUGUUCCAAGCGUUGUUCAAGUUAAUCGAUACCUUAGUACCAAAAGAUUGGUACUUCUAGUAGAAAGCGGAGACCGUGACAUGGUGGUUCCUUUUGUUGGAACUUAGAAAUGGAUAAAGUCUCUUAAUUUGACUGUUGAUGAUAACUGGCGACCAUGGCUUGUUGAUGGCCAAAUUGCAGGAUACACAAUAAAAUAUUGUUCUUCAGACAAUGAAUUUUAUUUGACAUACGCAACUGUUAAGGGUGGGGGUCAUUGUGCGCCGGCGUAUUAUCGAAGAGAGUGUUAUGAGAUGUUUCGAAGGUGGAUUCAUUAUUAUCCUCUCUAAGUUGAAAUUGUUGCUCCUCUUGUAAUUAUUUUCCAGUAUUUGAAUUCUGAGUACUCAAAAUUGUCAUGUAAUAAAAAAUCUCUACAAAUUAAUAAUGCAUGCAAUUUAUAUUACAUUUUAAGAUUUUCCAAUGGUGAAUUAUCAUUUGUGAAAUAAAGAAACGAAGUGUUACU
This is a messenger RNA of Jatropha curcas, 1341 nucleotides long. NCBI's taxonomy places the organism in Eukaryota, Viridiplantae, Streptophyta, Magnoliopsida, Malpighiales, Euphorbiaceae. The record is from RefSeq and is a predicted model, not a curated record.